ACACUUAUUUCAAAAUCUAUUUUUGGGUGCCUAAUUGUUUAUCUUUUCAAACGUGUUUCCUUCGCAGGUUGAGUUUGUAGACGAUGUUUCCACGUUACAAUGGCCUUUCUCCCGGGAUGGGUUACAUUCCGGAAAUGGAACAAGCGAUCGGUCAACUUGAAAGGGGUACUUUGGUUACUAAAUUCUCAUGGAGGAAAAAAGCGGAGAAGAAAACUUUAUCGAUACGAAGAGAAACGAGGGAAAUCGUUUGGUGUCGGACUGUGACCGGUUCGAAACCUUCGUAUGAAGGUUCCGUACACCUUAGGGAAAUUAAAGAAGUUCGUUUGGGGAAAAAUUCAAAAGAUUUCGAGAAAUGGCCGGAUGAUGCAAAAAAAUUAGAUGAUAUACAAUGUUUUGUGAUUUUUUAUGGGCAAGAAUUUAAAUUGAGGGUGCUUAGUUUUGCUGCUUUUUCUGAACGCGAAUGUGAAAUAUGGAGGGAAGGUUUGAGAUAUCUCGUAAAAGACACGAUAACGUCUCCGUAUCCAAUUCGAGUACAAGGUUGGUUACGAAGGGAAUUCUACGAAAUGGAAAACUCGAGAGAAUCGAUAUCGCUUAAAGAAAUCAAAGCAUUUCUUCCUAGACUGAACGUAAAAAUAGCAAUUAAUAAACUUAGAGAGGCUUUUAAUGAAGUGGAUACGCGGAAACGAAACGAAAUCGGUUUCGACGAUUUCACUGUAUUUUAUCAAAAAUUAAUUUUUAAUUUAAAUGAAAUAAACGAUGUUUUUGAUAGGUUCGAUAAUUAUUCAGAAAAUAAACUUCAAGUCACUUUACAGGAGUUUCAACAUUUUUUAUUACAAGAACAAAAAGAUGAUUUAUCGAAUAAUGAUAGAAAUUGUUCAACUUUUAUUUGUGAUUUUUUAAAUGUAAGAUGAAUUUACAGGAUGUCC
Molecule: messenger RNA, 926 nt
Organism: Onthophagus taurus
Lineage: Eukaryota; Metazoa; Arthropoda; Insecta; Coleoptera; Scarabaeidae
Source: RefSeq, a predicted model, not a curated record